Molecule: messenger RNA, 2224 nt
Organism: Prunus mume (Japanese apricot)
Lineage: Eukaryota; Viridiplantae; Streptophyta; Magnoliopsida; Rosales; Rosaceae
Source: RefSeq, a predicted model, not a curated record
GGUGUCUCUUCUAUUCUCUUGUCGCCGUAUUCUUCAUCGCAUUCACAUCCAAUAAAGGCGAUACUUUUCGUACUGCCAGCCACUCACAGCCCGCAGCUUUACCGAAACUCUGAUAUUUCGGCGUCUCGGCCGAUAAAAUGGCCGAUUACGCGCCGUUACUAAACGGAGUAGACCAUCCGGCGACCAUCUGCGCGAAACCUCCGCGUAUCGCCUCUCUCGAUGUCUUUCGCGGCCUCUGCGUCUUCCUGAUGAUGCUAGUUGAUUAUGGCGGCUCAAUUUUUCCGAUAAUCGCUCACUCGCCGUGGAACGGUCUCCAUUUGGCAGACUUUGUUAUGCCUUUCUUUCUGUUCAUUGCUGGAGUUUCUCUUGCUCUUGUCUACAAGAAGGUGACAAACAGAGCAGAAGCUACAUGGAAGGCAGUGUUUAAGGCCCUAAAACUUUUUCUUCUAGGCGUUCUGCUUCAAGGUGGUUAUUUCCAUGGAGUAACUUCCUUGACUUUUGGAGUUGACAUUGAAAGAAUACGGUGGUUUGGAAUUCUGCAGAGGAUAGCACUUGGAUAUAUUGUUGCGGCUUUAUGUGAAAUCUGGCUAUCACGUCAGACAUGGGGUGAAGUGGGAUUUUUCAGGAGUUAUUACUGGCACUGGUGUGUCAUCUUUUCAUUAUCAGCCAUAUACGCAGGGUUACUGUAUGGUUUGUAUGUACCAGAUUGGGAAUUCAAAGCAUCGACACCAACUUCUGUGCGUCCCUCUAAUGAUAGUUUUGUUUAUUUGGUGAAAUGUUCUGUGAGAGGAGAUCUUGGACCUGCCUGUAAUUCUGCUGGCAUGAUUGAUCGUUGUAUUCUGGGUGUUGAUCAUCUAUAUUUGAAACCUGUUUACAGGAACCUGAAGGAGUGCAACUUGUCUGCCGAUGGUGAGGUUCCAGAGAGUUCGCCUUCAUGGUGUCAUGCUCCUUUUGAUCCAGAAGGUAUUUUAAGCUCCCUAACAGCUGCAGUGACCUGCAUAAUUGGACUUCAAUAUGGUCACAUUCUUGCACACAUAGAGGACCACAAAGGGCGCCUAAAUGCUUGGUCCUUGUUUUCAGUUUCAAUCUUUGUCCUUGGUUCAUUCCUUGGCUUCAUAGGUAUAAAAUGUUAUUGUGCCUUGAACUCAGUGGCGCUCUCUACCUGCUUGAGGAAAAUGUCCAAAGAAGUGAGUGAAGAGGGACAAGCCCACCACCAUGGGAAGGACUAUGUGGACCCACCACCAGCUCCUCUCAUCGACAGCGAUGAGCUCAAGCGGUGGUCCUUCUACAGAGCCCUCAUAGCCGAGUUCAUAGCCACCCUGCUCUUCCUCUACAUCACCGUAUCCACUGUCAUAGGCAACAAGGUCCAGAGCGGGCCUUGCGAUGGCGUUGGCCUUCUGGGUAUUGCCUGGGCCUUCGGUGGCAUGAUCUUCGUCCUCGUCUACUGCACCGCCGGCAUCUCUGGUGGUCACAUUAACCCAGCUGUGACUUUCGGGCUUUUCUUGGCUCGCAAGGUCUCGUUGAUCAGAGCUGUGGCUUACAUCGUGGCGCAGUGCUUAGGAGCCAUUGUUGGCGUUGGGCUUGUCAAGGCCUUCCAGAAACACAACUACAACUCACAGGGUGGUGGAGCCAACACGGUGGCUUCUGGCUACAGCAGGGGCACAGCUUUGGGUGCUGAGAUUAUUGGCACCUUUGUUCUCGUCUACACGGUUUUCUCAGCCACUGACCCCAAGAGGAGUGCACGUGACUCCCACGUGCCUGUUUUGGCUCCACUGCCUAUUGGGUUUGCUGUGUUCAUUGUGCACUUGGCUACAAUCCCCAUCACUGGUACCGGAAUCAACCCAGCAAGGAGCUUUGGUGCUGCUGUGAUUUUCAACAACAAAAAAGCCUGGGAUGACCAGUGGAUCUUCUGGGUUGGGCCAUUUGUUGGAGCUCUGGCUGCAGCUGCAUACCACCAGUACAUUCUCAGAGCAGCAGCUAUCAAGGCUUUGGGAUCAUUCAGAAGCAACCCAACCAACUGAUUCAAAAGAGAGGAGAUGAAAAAGGAAGAAAAGAGAAAGUGUCAAGUUCUGAUAUUUUGUUCUAUUUAUUAGUUUGUUGAUGAUUGUGUAUGAGAAGAUCUUGAUGUUGAUGAUCAUCUUAUAUCUUUCUUGUUUCUCUAUUAUCUUUUAAUUUCUUCUUGUUAGCUGUGCAUGAUGUGCAUUGAGUAGUGAUGUUUUGCUCC